Molecule: messenger RNA, 222 nt
Organism: Lachancea meyersii CBS 8951
Lineage: Eukaryota; Fungi; Ascomycota; Saccharomycetes; Saccharomycetales; Saccharomycetaceae
Source: the annotation of a GenBank genome assembly
AUGGCGAUCCUUGGUAAAGCAGUGCACUUUUCCAUCGAUCUAGCACUUAUUUCGGUGUGUCUGGCUGGCGUGAAGAGGAACACAGGUUUGACACCGAAACUCGACUCUAUUGAAGAUACACAUAUCAGGGGUUACAUGCUGAAAUACCUGAAUUUGGGGGAAUCUUGCUAUGACUACACCGUUGCAUCUUUAGGCUCCUCAAAGUACUUCGCAAGAAAGUGA